AUGUCUGACAAUGUCUUAGAUUUUAAUAAAGAAGUGGGAAGUUCUGAGUCCAACACUUUUCGUCUGAAAAAAUUGAAAUCAUAUUAUCAAUCAGGAAAGGAAAUGGAGGCGGUAUCAUUGAACAAUGAAUUAGUGGAUAAAGUUAUGACCAACUAUGUAAUAGCUAAGGAGAUAAUAAGUAACUUAUCAUGGCAAGAGAAAUUACGCUGUAAGCGAGUAUGCAGUACUUGGUAUUCUGCUGUUAAGGCCUUGAAAAGAGAACAGUUAAGUCCAGCCGAUUUUACUGUGGAAUUCAAACAUAAAGCUGAUAAGACUCAAAUGACGAUACAGAAAUCAUGUCAGUUUUGUACGGAACCACUCAUUGUUUUUAUGUUCACAAAUAUUUCUGGAUUUAGUAAAGCCGUCAAGUGUAAGAAUAUAUUUCCAUGCCCUUGUCGUAUCCCAUGUGAUUAUGAACAUCUUGUAUUAGAUGUGGUGCACCAAUCUACCUGUCAGCCCAAGGACUGUAUGCUUGGAAUUAAGAGCAGUUACAUAUCAUACAUGCCAUUACCCAAAUCUAUAACCAAAGAUUUUACACUCACACAUUUGGAGGAGAAUCCGGUAACUGCCGGACUAUACAUACCAGUCAUUCCCAACAUAAAGUCACAUAUUAUUAAGCUUAAGUGCAACACAACGCUGCAACAUGAGUUUUGUUCGGCGAUUGAUACAAUUUUAACAGAUCAAGUUAUAAAAGGACUUGUGGUUUUUGUGACGGAUAAACACUUACUGAAUACUGUGGAGGAUAUUGUGUUUUUGAAUUAUGUGAAAGAAGUGCAAGGAGACACGCCAUAUGCACUAGGAGGUUGUAUUUGCGAGGACACCAUAUGUGAUUCUGACGAAAUAGACCACAUUGUCACUACAAUAACACCUGCUAGUGCUGUCAGCGACUGCCUGAUUUCUAUCGCAGUUUUCACAAUACCAAAGUCGCUGAAAAACGAAUGUAAUUUUGACAUGUUUUCUCUGAUCAUAGAGUCGUCAGAUUGGGAUAAACAAAAGAUACAAGCUACUAUUGCACAGUUUGCCAAAAGUGUGCCUCGGUUCGAGCACAGUGUGGCCCUCAAGUUGUCGUGCAUCGGGCGAGACAGGAAACAUCGAAUGGAACAGGAAUUGUUCAGGGAAGCGUUUCCUGACACGCGCAUUAUUGGUUGCUAUGGUAAUGGAGAGUUGGGCGUCAACCAUCCCGAAAGGCCCGUUCCCGAAUGGCCGAUCAAUAAGAGAAGUCGAUUAUAUUCUGGACCGCAGUUUGGUGUAAUCUAUUCAUAUUCCACAGUGUUUGUUUAUAUGGGAUGGGGUAAGGUCUUAACUGCCAAAGCUUAAAGUGACUCAGAACUAAAACUUUCACAGUUUAUUGAAGUAGGCGUUACUUUGCGGAAAUCCAUAAUUAUCCAAAUAUUUUGAGUUUUCCUUAGUGUUAAUUCCGCCAAUUUUUGUCUUGUCAAUGUCUCGUGCCAGAUUUUGGCGUGUCAACAUGUCCUGAGGAAUCCUCGUGUAGAGCCGAAACACGUGUCGAAUUGUUUAAAGACAAAUAUGGGCGGAAUUAACACUAAAGAAAACUCAAAACUUUCACAGUUGCCAAAUUUCGAGGAUACCUUAGAUCAUUUAUACGUCUAGAUAGACUAUGACAGCUGAGAAAACGUUGAAAAAAAAUUAGAAGUUAACUGUUAACCUCUAUUUCUAUUAGAUAUUCAUCAUACUUAUGUAUAUAUUUUACAAGAUUAACUACAUUUUGUAGACAAACAUACAAUAUAAUAUGAUAGGACUUGAUGUUAGUUUUAAGAUAUUUCAUUGGAGAAACUGUAGUCUCUUCACCGAAGAUUAUAUAACGUCUUGGAGUAGCAGCUGUCUCUAUAAUCCCCGCGAAUUGAAACAGGGAUGGAACCUUGUAUCAAAGUAUCAAAAUACAUAUGCAUAUUGGGUAAUUUUCUGUAAAUUGUGAUUCUUAAUAACGAAUACAAAUAGAAACUUUUUACAACUACUUGGCUUAGUUGAGUUAGUAAGUCUUUUGUUGGGCGAUGUAUAAAUAUGCUUUUACAUCAUGAUGUCCAGAAAAUGUAUAAAAAGAAUGUGUUACGAAAUCCUAAAGAAUUGUUAUAAAACAUUUGUGUGGUAAAGGUUACUAAAACAUGAAUGACUUUCUUAAUGAUAGCACAGAUUGGGAAUGAAGCGACCACCCUCACGAUAUUUGAAUUUUCUUGUAUCAAAAUUUUAUUAGAAAAUGAAACCCGCUGAGUUUCUUGCGCCCGUUUUUUUCAGGUCUGAUGCAAACUUUUUCGAAUGGGUAGUAUUCUUUGACGUUGAAUAAGUGAUUUAUAAUCCUAUUUUUAAUAAAAAAUGUAUGAAAUUGAGUGACGUCAGCAAACCGUCGUACAGUCAGCAUGUAAAAUUAAAAACAGUUUAUAAAUUAUCAGUUAUUGUGUAACACCUAUUCCUUACUUUGUGAAUUUGUUUUUUUAUACCAAAGGUCAAUCAAUAUUUAUAAACAGUGGAAUUUUUUUCUUUCAUGACCUUGAACCUCUUGAAGUCAAAAAUAUCAAUAAUAAUGGGCUGAUGAUGAUGAUCCCAGAAAAUGUACAAAACAAAUGUGUUACGAAAUUUAAAAGAAUUCUCAAAAAACGUUUGAGUGGGAAAGGUUAUUAUAGCAUAAACGAUUUUCUUAAUGACACCACGGACUGGGAAUAAAGCGAACACCCUCAGGCUCUUUAAUUAUAAAUCUUUAUUGUACGAAAUUACAUUGUAAUCCAUAUUUUAUAUUAAAAAAAUUCAUUCCCCAUUCGCCCAUUCUUCUCAGGUCUGAGGCAGUCUCUUUUAAAUGGGUGGUAGUUUUUCACGUUCAAUAAGUGAUUUUAAAUCCUAUUUUGAAUAAAAAUAUUUGAAUUUGAUGUUGGCUGCUAACAAAGGAAAGGAAAUUUUUAAAUAAUUUACAACGUAGUUUUUCUUAUAUGUAAUUUUAAGUUUAGCCUGUUUCAACACGACUCUAAAUGAUAUAUCUAAUCAUUACUACAUAAAGAUUGCAACAUUAAAAAAACACGAUAACGAAAAAUACCAUUUGGUAUUUACGUGAUACUCGACAACAAAUUUGCUAACGGUACUAAUUUUCAGUGUGUUCCGACGUCACUGAUGUCAACAAAAUGGCGGCAUCUCCCUCUCUCAAUAUGCGGGAAUAGUUGUUUUUGAAAUUUGUAUGACAAUUUGAAAAUUGUUAUAUUAUAUUAGGGGGACGCGGUCGAUCGGUAAUGAGUUAAGAAACUCUGUUCUUGUUUUUUUUUUUCAAAUCUUAGUGAACAGACUUCAGUUUUUUUUUUUCAAUUUAAAUGGUUAAGUAGUAAUCAUAAUUAUUGGAAGUGGUAGUCAUUGUAAAAUGUAAUUGAUACAUUCAAAGAUUAAGUAUAUUUAUUUACUUAGGUAGUAUUUAUUUAUUAUAAGUCUUAUUCGUUAGCUAAAAUAAUAAUAAAAAUUUAAUUUUUACCCAAAAACUAAGUGUUUUAAUCCUUUAAAAGUGUUUAAUUUAAAUACUUAUUAUAUGUAAACAAUAGAUUCUGGAAUUUUAGCAAUGUUUAUAAAAAAUGUCUCUUAAUUCAAGAAUAGCUCGGUUCAUCUCGAGCGAGACGUUUUAUGGUAGGUACAUUUGUUUUGUUGAAAAGAGUUCAUAAAUUCGUUCAUAAUUUCAGUUUUUUUUAUGAGAGAUCAACAAUUGUUAGUAUUUUAGUAUAUACGAGCAUUUUGUAAUAUAAAUAAUUCUCGACAGAAUGGGUUGUAAUCGCAUAAAGCGUAGGUAUAUAUUUAAGGCUAUUAAUGGACUAUUUAAUCAUCGUAGGUUAGCGCGAACUAUAAGGUAGCGUAUUUGUCUUCUUAGGGAUCUAAUUAAAUUAGCUAAUAUGCUGUCUUCGUAGAUCUGCGGGCCUACCAUGACCUCUUAUUGCGAUUCAAUUGACAACCUAAAAUGAACUGCUUUGCUAUUUCGUACCACGCCGUGAUUAGAGCGAUCUAAUUUAUGUUGACGUCAAAUCAACUGAUUAAAUCGCAAUGAUGUCAAUUGAAUAGCUUAAUGGUGUAUAAUUUGACGCUAUAAAGCGCAAUUUUAAAAUGUAUUUUUAGUAAUUUCUACGCAAAAAAAACGCGAAAAUAGGUUUCGAAACGCAACGCAUAUGGUUCGAGUAAGAGAGACAAACUUAUGCAACGACUGUAAAGCGUCAGAUCUUUCUCACACCGCGGACCACAGACAAAAUUUAUUUCGUUCAUUCUUCAUAGGCGAUCCAAACGCCAUUCAGUAAACGGAUUCAGUUUAGGUACCUAAACUGAAUUGCAUCGGAAAGUUGAUGGUAGGCCCUCUGAAUGGCGAAAUGUAAUCUUAAUAUUUUGUUGUCAGAAUAGUCUUAAUAUAUGUUUUUAUUGUGGAUGCAUGUGUAAUGGACCCGGUUUAAGAGUAAAGGAUGAAUACGAUUUGCUACCACUUAGUCUUAAGUUUGUUUAGUGAUGUUAGCAUAACUAUAGUAUAUCGAAUUUAUACUGGCGGAAUUAACACUAAAGAAAACUCAAAACAUUCGGAUAGUUAUGGAUUUCCGCAAAGUAACGCCUACUUCAACAAAUUUUAUAUCAAUUCUUUCCAAUAUUCGAAGAUAUCCAUGAAAAUGUUUUGAACCCCUGAAACUUUGUUUACAUUUUGUACUUCGUCUUGUUGUCCUGCAGGUCAGUUAUCUAAAACUCGUGCAACACAUUCAUAAAAUGCGAUUGCGUAUUAUCUGAAUAAGCCGACGUAGUGACUUCACACGUCUCGUAAGCUUAUGAGUGUGACAAAUAAUGGUCAAAUAUUUAUCAAUCCAACUAAAGUUCAACUACAUACAAUGUUCAAUUCCAUCUUAUUCAAUAAUAGAUAAAAAAAAAGUGUGUGUGUACUUAUGUAUGCACACCAAAUGUCAUAGUUAGGUACUUCGUUGGCGUAACAUAACAAAAAUUCCUUAAAUAACGUAGUUGCUGAAAAACGUUCCAAGCCACAAACAUCACAUUUAAAGGAAUUCGUGUUUAAAGUUUAGUAAAUGUUAGUGUUAUCCAUACAAUAUGUGUGUUGGGCUACUAAGUUAUGAUGUCAUGUUAGAGUGACAGUAGGGCUGCCAUUUUUUGUCAGCCCGUUAAUAUGAAUCACAUGACCAGUUUUGUGUUCUCAACUCAAUUUCGACAUGAUUGUGGUUUGGAACGUUUUUCUGGGAUUACGUCCAAUUAUUCCUCGUGCUAUUUUACGUCUGUGUAGUAAUAAAGAAGGUAUUAAAUAUAUCCAAUUAAAAUAUUAGGUUAUUUAUUAUACCGCAUAAUUUAGUCGGAAGUGUGAUUCAAAUGGUCUAGUUGACCAGCUAACGUCAGUGUGUCGAAUUAACGUGACGGUGUGUGCGCGCGCAUCGUUAAAAUUCACUCUGAUAAUGUUUCCCUAACGCGGCAAAAGAAAUACUUAAUAAAUAGGAAUUAAAAUUAAAACUUAAUUAAUCAAUCAAUUAAAUAUAUAUCUCGGAGAUUUAUUUGGAUUAAAAAUCGGGCGUCACCGUGUUGGUAUCCGCCAUGUUGUUUUAAGUCGAUCAGUGCGCACAACCGGCGCGGGCGCUAGCUUGAAGACGACUGCGACUUCUCAAUGAGCGCUCUACUCAUGGAUAAUAAUAACUAACUUCAAUCACGUCACCGACAGUGACGUACACAGUGACAACUUCAAACACACUUUAAAAGAUGACAUUCGCCAUCAGUUCAGCCCAAUACAAAGAGUAGAAUAUAAUCAUACAGGCCAUAUUACUUUUAUAUUCUAAUUCUCCGACAUUUAUAACAUGACAGUUUUAGUUAACUGACCUUACGCACAAUAUAAGUGAUAAGUUUAUACUAUGUAUGUUUAAAGUAUAUAAUCUACAAUAGGCAUUAUAUUGCUGCAUUUAAUGUUAGUAUGUAAUUAUAAAUUAAGAUGCGAGAAACAAUUCUCUUAAAUACAUUGUAAUGGCGUUUCGUUGUGAAACGUUAUCUAAAUAUAUUAUUCAUUGUAACUCAUAAUUCUCAUCAAUAUACACUUUUAUCACUCA
This is a messenger RNA of Leptidea sinapis, 6089 nucleotides long. RefSeq lists its product as uncharacterized. The transcript is spliced from 4 exons. The coding region runs from base 1 to 1356 and encodes 451 amino acids. The record is from RefSeq and is a predicted model, not a curated record. NCBI's taxonomy places the organism in Eukaryota, Metazoa, Arthropoda, Insecta, Lepidoptera, Pieridae.